AUGUGGCCCGCGAAAGCAAAUCAUGUGUGUCAACUUCCAUUGAUUCUUGCUAAAAUCUGUUCCAAAUUUUUGAAUAAUAUUCAUAUGUAAUAAAUAGUAAUGAACUAUUGUAAGCAUGUUUUGCCUCCAAACCCCUUUUACAGUUACUUGAACAAUAUAUGAACAAACCAUUAUCCUUGACUUCUAAUUUCAAAACUAGUUAUCUAUCAAUUUGUUGUCUUUGUGUAAUAAUAUGAUGAGGCGAUUAAACAUUGAUAUGGUUUUACAAUCAUAAUGGCCUUCUGAGGAAAACCGUAUCGACAAUGUGGCCUGCGACAAAAAAUAGUUUGACACCCCCGCUCUAGAGAAUAAAAAGGACAUAAUCAGUCUUCAUGAGUCAACAUGAUUUAUGGAAAAUAGUUCAAUAGCAGGAGCAAAUAUGGGCAGCAUGUGGUUAUAUAGUUUACUAGAAUUAAAUGCUGGAACAGAUAGCUAGACGGAUGAACCACGACCUGAAUGACCGAGAAUCUACACAUUUUUUUUACCAAGCAGGUUGGUAGUUUUGGUUGAUAUCAAGACCGUUAAAAAUGACUUAUACAACUAUGCUAUUGUGUUAACGAUUUAAAUUUAUGUUGAAUUGUAGAUAAGUCCUUCUGAUUGUGUUUAGGCCAGCAGAGAAGGCCUUGAUGGCCCUGACCUAACACUGGUCAAAAGUGAGCCAAUUUCAACGUUAUUCUUGUUCUUGAUGGUUUACAUUUACCUAGUAUAACCGAUGACAUAAAGCAGUAACUUGUUUGUAGAUGAACACCUGUCAUUACAAGGUGAGGCUCCCUCAGGUAAAAGCUGCUCUCAGGAUGUUCACUACAAGCUGAUUGGCGCAGGGGGGGCGUCUGCUGCUCGUCUACUUAAGUCCAAAAGUCUGAAUCAUCAUCAGCCAUCCAUGCUUCUGAGACGUUAGUCAGCUGCUGUUUCGCAACCAUGGACGUGGAGUUGGUCGAAUCCAUCGUCCGAGCGCUCGCGUUCCUGGCAGGGAUCAUUGGUAACAACUGCGUGGCCAUCAGCUCCAUCCCCUCCAAGACAUCUGGCAUUUGCGCCAACGAGACGCUCUUCAUCAACUUUGCGGUCUCCAACCUCAUCACCAACUACCUGGUGGACCUUCCCGACGCCAUCGCCGACCGCUGGUUCCUGGGUGAGGCCUACUGCAGCAUUUUACGCUUCUGCGCCGACCUGUCGGAGACAAGCAGCAUCUUCACCACCUUCUUCAUCAGCACCUUCUGGCACCAGAAGCCGGUGGGCUCCCUGAAGCGGGGAGGCGCCCCCAUCAAGAUGGACAAGGUUGGCCUGGUGCUGAGCCUUCUGGCCGACAGCUGGGCCACAGCUUUGGCCUUCAGCGUGCCGCACUUCUUCUUCGUGAGCGUGGAGGCGACCAUCGAGAGCGAGGAGGACUGCGUGGACGUCUUCCCGGAUGCCAUCUCCAGAUGGACCUACGACAUCAUCUACCUGAUGCUGGCCAACGCCCUGCCUCUCGCCGGGAUGCUGUUCACCAGCGGUCAGAUCGUGGUGACGUUGCUGAAGAACCAGCAGUGCAUCCGAACACCGUUUACAGGCCCAGCGCCGCCUCGCCGACCCCCCGUCUACACGAGGGUGCCCGCCCCCGCUGCCUCCGGAGCUCCGCCCGGGCCCUCCAAGCCCGGCCAGGUGCGCUCGGGGAAGCCCAACUCCAGCUCCCAGGUGCGGGUGGCCAAAAGUGUGGUGGCGGUGGCCAGCGUGUUCCUGGUGUGCUGGCUGACUCAUCUGCUGCUGCGUAUCACCAACAACUUCCACACCUCCUCGCUGGUGGUGGAGGUGGCCAGCUACAUCGCCGCCUCCUACACCUGCACAAUGCCUUACAUAUUCCUGCACGGAGUCAAAAAGCUCACAUGCCCGUGCAAAAAAUACAGGGGGCGGGGGGGGAGAAAUAAGCAGUUAGACUGCAUCUCAACUGCAGCUCUGGUUCACAAUGUCUUUAUUCUAAUGUCCCUUAGUCAUCGUUUCGAUUCUUGCAAAGGGAACAGAGUAAAAUUAAAUCAAAUUAAGAUCUGAUCAAGUGAAACUGGAUUAUUUCCCACACACAGCGCACUGGUAGAGGAUCACUGAGGUAGGGGUCAAGGCUAAAACUACACAAUGGACAGGGAUACAAAUAUUGAUCUUUAUUUUAGGCUGUGGAUGAACUAUUAAGAUGGGAAUAGCAAGAAAUCACUAGAAGGUGCAAUUCCUGGAGAAAUUGCGUGUGAAUGCUGCAAUGUUGAUUGAAAUCAUGCGCUUGAAUGAGCUGAACAUGUAGAAGUUGGAACAGUGGGAAUCGGUUGAGAAAUAAGAAAACUAGCUAAAAAUUCAGUAUUUGUCUUAUUGUGGCUAAAAUGCGGGUAUUUUAGUGUUGCACAGUGCAGAAUGUGGAAAUUGUAGUAAGUGGAAUGAUGUGAAUUGGUGAAGAAAUGUAGAAGCAGGAGGGAAGAAGGCAUAAUAGAGUGGAAUGGGGGAGAAUGUGGGUGUUUUAACAGUAAAAUGUGGGUGAAAAUUGGGGAAUAUGGGUAAUAUGGGAUUGUGGGGAAUACGGGAAUGUGUGUUGAAGAACGUCUGAAUGAGCUGAAUAAAAAGUGAAAAGAGAAAGAGAAUGAUGUGCAAGUAUUUUGUUGAAAGUGUCAUUGGGAAUGAAUGGGAAUUCUUUGGGUGUAAAAUGUGGAAUUGUGGGUAAUGUUGCGGCUUAGAUGAGUAAUAGCACGCGUCGCGUGAAUUUUUCAAACAUGUCGAAGAUGGAACGGAGUGAAUCGGAUGUAAAAUGGCGAAGGAGAAGCCCGCGGCGGAAUAAUAAAAAUAAAGGUAGAAUAACAUAUGUGUGACUGGUUGAGCAUUCACACAAUUAUGGAGAGGCAUUUAAAAAGACCAGUGAUUCUGUAAGUGUGCUACGAGUACCAAUAGUGCUACGCAGGCUUCCCCUAGCGGUAAACUGAAGAAUCACUCAAUUAAAUGUUCAACGUUUGCAUAA
Molecule: messenger RNA, 3004 nt
Organism: Phyllopteryx taeniolatus (common seadragon)
Lineage: Eukaryota; Metazoa; Chordata; Actinopteri; Syngnathiformes; Syngnathidae
Product: beta-3 adrenergic receptor
Exons: 2
Coding region: 958-2061 (367 amino acids)
Biological process (GO): G protein-coupled receptor signaling pathway
Cellular component (GO): membrane
Molecular function (GO): G protein-coupled receptor activity; peptide binding
Source: RefSeq, a predicted model, not a curated record